This is a messenger RNA of Silurus meridionalis, 5605 nucleotides long. RefSeq names its product cysteine-rich motor neuron 1 protein-like. Lineage: Eukaryota; Metazoa; Chordata; Actinopteri; Siluriformes; Siluridae. Gene Ontology annotation, molecular function: serine-type endopeptidase inhibitor activity; protein binding. Gene Ontology annotation, cellular component: extracellular region. The coding region runs from base 350 to 2848 and encodes 832 amino acids. The record is from RefSeq and is a predicted model, not a curated record. The transcript has 13 exons.
GCCUCAGGCCCCUAUAUUCCUUUAAGGUCAGUGUGAGUUUCAGCUCGCAUCUUCAGUGUUGCGCCGAUAGACGCGGGUUGCGCUUCAGCAUCAUUAUUUGACGGAUCGCAUUGGUGGCCCAUUGAGCUACAACUUUGAAAGAAACGUUACAAGAAAACUGACCUGAUCCAACGUGGAUUUUAAUUCCCGGGACUUGGGAACACCUGGCACCGUUCGCGUUAUGCUUCAUUUUGGGAAAUCGACGAGAAAGUCGUUUUAGUAGAGGUGCAAGGUUACUUGAUUAUUUCGUUUGACUUGUGCCUGAGUGUCUCGUGCUUUCCUUUCUUUUCGGGCUUUUCCCGGUUUCAGUAUGUUCACUGAGCGCGCCCUGGCCUUGUUGAACUUUUGCAUGCUGCUUCUGCUGCUGCUGCGUGCGUCCGCGGCCCGUGCGUGCGCGCCGUGCUCAGAGCGCGCGUGCCCACCGGUGCCCACACGGGGCUGUGAGGAAGGGCGCGUGCUGACGCGGGACCCGUGCGGCUGCUGCGAUCUGUGCACGCGACUCGAGACGGAAACGUGCGGCGGGGAGAACUGGGAGCUGGGCUCCUGCGCUCUGGGGCUCACGUGCAACGCUGUCAACGAAACCGGUCCAGUUGCCAUUCCUAAUACUGGGGUUUGCACAGUGGAGCUGAAGUGUGCUGCAAUCACAUGCCCAACUCUAGCCGUGCCCAAGUGCCCCCUUGACUCUGUGCUGACCCAUAGCUACCUCCCCCCUGGCAUCUGCUGCUAUAAUUUAUCACUACAGUGCACCUGUGCUCAAUGCCCACCCCAUCAAAUAUGUCCCAGUGGCCACAAAACUGUAAUCAUCAGUGAGGCUACAGGAGCACCAGGCAACUGCUGUCACUCUUACACAUGCGAGAAAGCAGUUUCCCCCGUGUGUGUGCACAACGGGACAGAGCUUGCCGAGGGUGAGGUGUAUCGCAUGGACUCCUGCUUGCUGUGUCAGUGUCGUGGAGGCAUCUCAUUCUGCUCCAAGGCUGAGUGUGCUGAGCUGGAGUGCGAUAACUUUUAUAUCCCAGAGGGUGAAUGCUGCCCUGUCUGUACAGAUGUGGAGCUUUUGUCAGCAGACAGUACUAAAGCCAGCUGCUGGAUGAACAAUAAGCUGCGGCACCACGAGGAACAGUGGAAGGAGGAUGACUGCACUUUCUGCCAGUGUGUGGAUGGCGAACCACACUGCACAGCUAUGGUGUGCAAACAGAGCUGCCAUAACCCUGUCAAGAUCCCUGGAGAGUGCUGCCCUUUCUGUGAGGAGCCUUCAUAUGAGACUGUGAGCCCAUUACUGUGUCCUGCACUUCAGAACUGCUCUCUGGCUGGACAUGAAUGUCCUUUUGGUUUUCAGCAGGACCACAAUGGCUGUCUACUUUGCCAAUGUCUUGGCACUAUUACAGAGGAUUCCUGCCCCAAAGUGUCCAGCUUCUGCAACAAGCAGUGCCCCAUGGGAUAUGAGAAGGAUGACUAUGGUUGUGAAGUAUGCGAAUGCAGCACACCCUCUGUGUGUAGACCUGUGACCUGCAGAAAGACCUGCCCCUAUGGCUAUGUGAGAAAUAAACACGGAUGUGAGAUGUGCCGCUGCAUAAAAUGCCCCCCCUUCACAUGUGACAAGCAGUGCAGUGAUGGCUAUAAGCAGAACAGAAAAGGCUGCAACAUCUGCCUCUGCAAAGAGAUUGAGCGUGGUGUUGGCAUUACCACUUCUUCUCCAGCAAGCAUCCACUGUCUUACUGCGAAUGGUCAGCGGUUUGAAGAGGGUGAGAGCUGGCAUGAUGGCUGCAGGGACUGUUACUGCCAUGCUGGACGAGAAAUGUGUGUCCUCAUCUCUUGCCCUGCACCCAGCUGCACAAACCCUGUGCUCAGGGCACACCAGUGCUGUCCCAGCUGUGAAGAGGAGACAGGCAGUGGUCGUCCUGAAGGAAUGGACAUGGUGGUUUGCCAAGCUCCUGGGAACGAGCUUUAUGUGGAGGGUGAUACUUGGAACCUGGAUGAAUGCACCCGCUGUACCUGUAGGCAGGGCCGUGUGCUGUGUGACACAGAAGUAUGUCCUCCUGCCCUCUGCCAGACACCAACCAGAAUCAAAGGGACCUGCUGCCACAUCUGCCAAGAGGACACACAGAGCUCCCUCCUUCCGGUCAAUAACAGCCAACGAGAAUAUUGUAUAUCCAGUGAUGGAGACAUCCUUUUGGCUGGCGAUUCAUGGAAACCAAAUGCCUGCACUAGUUGCAUUUGCAACAAUGGGACCAUUCAGUGUUUCUCCCAGCGAUGUCCAGCUGCCAAAUGCAAAGUACCAGUUCUUCGCAAGGGACAGUGCUGUCCACAGUGUCUCGAUGUUACAACAACCUCAGUGCCAAUGACCUCUACAACAACAAGCAAAAGUAAAAGCAAAGCCAGCGACCUCGUUACAAUCACUGAAAGUGAAGUUUGGAUCACGGUGCAUACAGUAGUUCCUGUUACAGGUAAUCUAGAUGAGGAUGUUCUGGCCAAGAUGGAGAUCUCCCACAUUUACCAAUCAGUAGCCUGGAUUCUGGCCGCCCUCCUCAUGUCUAUAGUUGUUUUUUUUAUUGUGGCGCUUCUCAUUAACAAGAAGAAAAACUGUGUGCAGAUGUCCUGCUAUGAUGCACCCAAAAAGACUGUGAUCCUGAAGAAGCAUGUGAACAAGAGCUUGGUUGUGUACACUGAGCCGUCCAAGGAGAACAAGCUGCAGAGCGUGAAGAACGACUGCAGCAUGACCUCCUCGCCAAGCGCGAGUUCAACCUAUGGGGAGCGGAUCAGCAUCCCCCGGGCCAAGCUGAGCAACGGACAUGUGAGAGUCCAGCGUUAAGGUCUCCUGCUGGGACUACAGGAAAUUUCCUUUCAUCUCUAUUGGUUUCAUAAGUAUCCAUGAAGCUCACAGAGCAACUCAAACCACAUGCCAAGGAUUCUUCUGCCUUCCCUUGAGAGAGAUCUUUGGUGUCCAGUGGAGGAAAGAAGGAUUAUUAUGAAACCAUGCAUCUUACUUUAUUAUAUUGCCAUCUACCCCCAACCCCCCUUUUUCGAACGGUAAAUUCUUCCCAUAUAAAGCUUUUAGGAGCAAUAGGAGAGGAAAGCAUACUUAUUUGAAAAUGACUCAAUAACGGCCCACUCUGGAAAAAAGCUGAGAGUGAGUUUAUGAAAACUUUAACCGAACAUUGCAACAGACUUCUGUAACAAUUCCAAUUUACUUAUUUGGAUCUAUCCUUUCUAACACUUUAUGCUAGAAGUUUACAACCAAGCUUUGAGUUUUGCUCAGGCAAAACUUGGCUGGGGUAUAUACAGUGACCCAGAUUGGAGGGCAGCUUUUUGGCUGAUUCGUUCGUGGACUUUGGCAGGGUAAUAAUGAAUAGACUGGAAAUUACUUUGACUAAACUAUAUUCAUGACCAAUUUUAUUCGGAACACCUGCAUACAGCAAAUAUCCAAUCAGCCAGUGCAUAAAAUUAUCCAGAUCCAGUUUGAGUUUUGCCAUCAGUACAGGAGGAAAAAGUGAUCUUGGUCAUCAGGGAAAAAUUUCUCACUGACUUGUCAAUGGCAUGGUGUGCUGGGGGCUGAUGCGCUGGUUUGAGGUUUCAGAAACUGCUGAUCACCUGCGAUUGUAUUGAAUUAAAAAAAAAUAAAUCAAUAUUCUGAUCUUUUCUCUCAUCUUAAACUAUCAGUGACCACUAAAAUCUCAGAUCUUUCUUCUUAUCAGACAGUAAUGGAGCUCAAUGUGGUCGUCUGCUGUUGGAGCCCAUUCACCUUAAGAUUUGAUCCGUUUUGCAUUUUGACACAGUGCAACUUCGAUACUCGUGGGGGUUACGUCCUAUGACCCCUCACGAGUAAUAAAAAAUUGUGAGGUUUUGACUCUCUCCUUUUGAUGUUUCCUUUUUCAAGGGGAAUUGUACAUAUACUGUAAACUCAAGAAAUGUUUUGUUGCCAUAAAUAUUUUAUUUACUACUUUAAAUUAAUAAUACAAUAAUAGUUUUUCAAACAUUUUAUGUAAUUUAUUAGUACAAACUCUGUUUUGAAAUGUUAUGCCGAACUUUAGAGCCACUCGCGGCUUCUCACGAACUAUCAGAUUUUUCGCGAGUUACUCUUUGUCCGGUUCCAAAUGAAAAGUUGCGAAUAUCGAGGUUCAACUUUACACUUUUCCUGCUUACCAUAUUUGUGAGGAGUGUUUAUUUGCGGUACUUUAGGCUUCCCUCAAACAAAUUCAGCCAUUUUUCACUCUCCUCUAUUUUUUGCCAAUGCAACUCUGAAUGGUUUAUGUUUUCUGAACCGUUCUGUCUAAUCUCCAUUGUGUGAAAAUCCCAGGUCACCAGUUUCUAAAAUACUGAAACCAGCCUGCAUGGCUCAGACAAUUUUCCCCAAUUGUCAUGUUUGAAGGAAACCUUCUGAAAACGGAACCUCAUGAGCUGCAUUUGAAUGAUUUUUUGCAUUGCGCUGCUCUGACGUGAUUGAUUUUCAUCAAAUUUAAUCCAUGUAUGUACCUAUGCUCCUGAUAAAGUGGCUGGGUGAGUGUACAUUGAACAAAAAGCAGAAUCUGAAUUAUCAGCACCCUUCAAGAUGACCGGAUAUUCAGACUCUGGUUUAUGUCUAUUUUCAUUUUACCUUUAAGUAUAUUAAUUGUAGUCUUAGUGACCUGAUGGUUUAUUUUAUGGCUUCUUUAAGUAGUAAAAUGUGAUGGUUAAGAACCUAGACUAAAAAUCCAUUACAUUACAACCUAUGUGGGUCAGAAUCUAUCUAAAAAGUACGGUAUGCCAAAAAAAACGUUUGUCAGCCAUUGAUUAAAAUCAUUGAGUGCACUGACAAUAAGCUCACAAUAUUUUAGGAUAUUUCUUUUUUUUCCCUGUAGCCUACAAGAGAUAUAGCUAGAUGAUAACUCUGUAAAUCAGAUCUAACUAUUUGUGGCCAUUGCAAUACUGGACUAUCAAAAUAAAUAUCAAGUCUUAUACAGUUUUGGUUCCUGCAGUAUUACUAUGCACAUGGCUGAUGCAGAAAAAGGCAGCAGGUAUUAUUAGGGUCAGCUGCUUACCAAAAAUGUGCAAAAUAUUCCAGGAAAGACUGAUGCAUGGACAGGGAUUUCACGUUCAUAUCAGGAUGGUAAAACUGCUUCAGUAAACAGUGUUUCUAUUUGGGAUUUACUGCCAAGCGUUACACAAUACAUUCACAGGACAAUUUGACUCAGUUUUUUUGCUAGGAUCUUUUUUUCCAUAAGGAGUGUUGCAAUGGGGGGCUUGAAACUAUAAUGUGGGAGAGGGGCAAAACAAAAAGCAAGAACAAUUUUAGAUCAGCUUUAUAGCUGUUGGCUUUAAAUUAUGAUAAUAAUGGCCAUUCUAGUGUUGUAUUUCUUAAAUGUAAAAAGGUAGAUAAACCAUAGAUAGAGUACAUUAUUUAUUUUUUCAAAACAGUUUAUUUAUUAAUACUGAACUAUAGUUUGCGUACCAAGAAAUUUGUGCUGUUUGGAUGUUGACAGAAACCAUAGUAGCCAAAGCUGCUGUACAUUGUUAAUUUUGUAAACCAUUUUCAUGUCUAUCUGCUUUUUUUUGUUUUGAAAAGGAAUAAAUGCUGUAUAUCACUGUGUGA